GUGAUAUGCAUGUCAGCUGAUAUGUGGAGUAAUAAAACGACCUGCUGGUCACCAUGCUAAAGCUGCUCGAUAAAAUAUCUCCAACAGCGUGUCCUAAACUCUUGCACAGGGUGGUGGAUGGGCUCUGUGGGCGGAGUUACCCAAAGCACAUAGAGUAUGGAGGUACCUGGAGUCUGCUGGAGUGGGGAGAACUUAUCAGCUCACUAACUCACUUCUUCCGAGUCGCAGUUGGGAGGAAAUGCUCAGAUCCGGAGGUAAAGGAGCUGCUGGGUGAUUUGCCGUCUGUCCAUGCAGAGGCUAUUCUGCAGUGUGUGCAUGCCAGGCAGGAGGAGAUCAGGCAAGCACUGGUGGAAAGAACCAACAGAAUCAGCAGUGCACAACUGGAUGACUUCAACUGGCAGCUAAAGCUUGCAUUAUCCAGCGAUAAGCUGUCAUCUUUAAACACUCCUCUACUAAACCUCUGUCUCGACCUCACAGAGAAUGGAAUUCAGAGAGCUGUAGACAUUGAAAUGAGCAAAGAAGAGCUAAACACACUUAUCAAUGCCUUGGAGGCUGCUAAUAAGGUGGUCCUGCAAAUGAAAUAAUUGUGCAACUCCACAGCUCCUCGCCUGCUCCAGAAAUGCCUCCGGAAUGAGGAGUGAUUUUAUAGGAUGCUGCUACUGCUUAAACAGGAAAAAGACUGGAUGAAUCUGUGUCUCUAAAUUUGAGUGUAUUGAGCAUAGUGUGCGUGGAGGUCACCUCAGUAAAUAGCUGCGAUUCAGCACCUCAUUUGGUUGUAUGGUGUUAAUGCGGUUCAGGCAGUUAUAUUUAACAGAAUAGGAAAUGGAUGGGUGAUUUUUUUUUUUUUUUUUUUUUUUUUUUUACCUGCUUCUAUAAGAGUUUAUAAUGUGCUUGAUUGUGUAGCAAUGCCCACCAGGUUCAUGCAUUUUUAAACUGAAAAAUACAAACAUGGUUAUGAUGCAAGCCAAAUUGUGAGUGAGUAUGGAAUAGCGCAGUGUUCAAAUUAACACAUGUUGAUUCUUGAAGACAGGAAUUAAUGCAGUCAACAUCGUCAAAGCUCUUAGUAGUUAUACCACUGUUCAUUCAAGAGUAACAGGUAAUUAAUGUGAGCAGAUCCUGUAACAGAUAAUAAUUAAUGAGAGCAGCGUAUAUCUAAUUAAAAUUUUACUCAUCGUUUCCCCUGCUUGGUCUAGGCGAGUCUCUCACUUUCGGUUUGGUCCAUUUGACCACCCCUAAGUGGAAUCCUGGUUGUAUUAGUGCGUGAUUGGAAAAGAAACAAGUAUUAAAUAAGCUACAUUUUUGUUUUUUCAUCUUUCAGUCAUUUGCUUUAUGCAAGCUCACCUAGAGCAGCUUAAACCUUCUUACUCAAAAUCUGUAUGUAAAAGGCAGGCACCUUUGUUAAGUGUCUCUGUAGAGGUACUGGUAAGAUUAGUUGAUACUCUGAGAUACUGUACAUGAGGACAGGAAACUGCAGAUUUCUUCACAAGUGUUACCACAAGGGUAUUGGAUUGGUGAAAUAUUUUUAUUUGAAUCCUUUAAAGUUUCUCAUGAUUUUUAGGAACAACUGUGUUUGUGUUCAUAACACACACAAGCGCGCACACACUCGCACUUACUUGCCUUACAUACGUGCCUGUGGAGUAAAUCUCUAUCAGCGUGGGAGCACACAGAUAAAAAGCAUGAAUUCAAUUCACAACUAUGCUAUAUAAACAGUUUUAAAUAAGACCAGCAUCACCAUUUUAUUAUUUUUUUUGGCUUCUGCUGUAAUCCCCAGGCAUCAAUUAGUUUUACUUCACUGUAUGAUUUUGUACGUUGUUUUAAAUCAAUAAACAUACAGACAUGCCUAA
This is a messenger RNA of Clarias gariepinus (North African catfish), 1844 nucleotides long. RefSeq names its product COMM domain containing 8 (gene commd8). The coding region runs from base 54 to 584 and encodes 176 amino acids. The transcript has 5 exons. The record is from RefSeq and is a predicted model, not a curated record. Lineage: Eukaryota; Metazoa; Chordata; Actinopteri; Siluriformes; Clariidae.